UGAUUACAGCCGGUUUUCAGUGCGAUGCCGGUACCGCUUACAGCGGGGAUGUAGAUUCGUAGCGUCCCCGAAAUAUCUGUGUAUUCCUUAUCGCGUGAAAUUCGGCCGAUGAUUGUCUGAAAAAAAUCUUUGGAAGAAGGAAAAAAAAAAAAUUUAUUUUCAAAUUUUUAAAUCACAGAUCGCGGAGCAAUUCAAAUUCAAAAAAUCACUCAUCCGGUGCGUACACAGUGAUAGUUUUGUAACAAUUACCGAACCGAAUCUGUAUGGGAUCUUUUAAACUCUACCGUGCGAGUGAUUACGAUAGACGCGAUAUUCGAACUAUGAUAAUUUCAAAAAAAGGAAUCACAAAUUCAAAAUUUUUAAACGAAUUCAAAAUUCUUCGACAUUCCUGAUUUGUUGUACAUCUCAAAUCCGCGAAUAGGAUAUCGAAAAAUUCACCGUGAAUAUAGGUAAAAAUAAUUUGAAAGUUGAGUGAAAUUAAUAACGUGACUCAUCGUGGUAAAGUUUAACUUUUAACAACGGUAGAGAAAAAUAAAUAUUUCAAAAGCUAAGUCAGCACGUGCACAUAGUGCCGUUGAACUCUUAAUUUGCAACGCGUAGGUAUAUUUAAAUAAAUUCAUUAUACGGCGACGUGUGCGUGUGUUUCCAUUCCGAUAUACAUAUAAAAUAAUGAUAAUGAUGGAAACAUGAUCCACGAGCGGUACGUGGAUUUCAAGAACCUGAUUUUCAGUCACACUACACCAUAGAAGAAGCUACCUGCGAUCGCGAGCACGAUCAGUUUCCACCGCAUCUUCGGAUCGUCGUGAUAAUAAUUUUGAAUUCUAAAAAAAAAAAAGAAAAAAAACAAACUCCAAAACGGCACUAAAAUAGAAUCGAAUAAACCUGUGCUUUUUUUGCUCUAUUCUGUGCCACUGCAUACAUAUACAUAUAUAUACACAGUAGUCGGAUGCUCUUGGAGCCGCCGUUGUCAUCUGGUUACAAGAAGGGUGCGGAGUGCUCUGCAGUUAUGUGAUGGGUUUUCAUUGUGCGCCGAGCGCCUGCAGGAUACGUGGAUGUGUAGGUAUUAUUCGUACAGGUCCUUUCGCCGCCCACGCAUACGUGUGCACCGUUCACACAGCAUCCCGAUGUCUUCGGUAUACGCUCUCACGUGAAACGAGCGGAGUUAAACGGUGAAAAUCUCAUGCAGCAGGGCCUGCAAGGAUGCCCUCGAAGAAGCAGUACAAUCUCGUUCACAAUGACGACUACGACACGAGGAUUCCGCUGCACAGCGACGAAGCAUUUCACCGCGGUAUCAUCUUUCACGCCAAGUUCAUCGGAUCCUUGGAGGUACCAAGGCCGACGAGCAGAGUGGAGAUCGUGGCGGCGAUGCGGAGAAUUCGGUACGAAUUCAAGGCGAAGGGAAUCAAGAAGAAAAAAGUGACGCUCGAAGUUUCGGUUGACGGUUUAAAGGUCACCCUACGAAAGAAGAAGAAGAAGCAGCACUGGAUGGACGAGAACAAAAUAUUCCUCAUGCAUCACCCGAUUUACAGGAUAUUUUACGUAUCCCACGACAGUCACGAUCUGAAGAUAUUCAGUUACAUCGCCCGUGACGGUAACAGCAACUCCUUUAAAUGCAACGUCUUCAAAUCUAGCAAAAAGAGCCAGGCGAUGAGGGUGGUGAGAACCGUCGGGCAGGCCUUCGAGGUAUGCCACAAACUGAGCCUAAAUUCCGCCCCGGAGGACCGCGAGAGGGAAGCUAACCGAGAGGGUGGGCGAGAUCCUCUUCACCACGACGACGAUUACGAGGACCAGGACGAUACCGCGAGUCAACGUCCCCCGCCCACACCGCCCCCCGUUCUCAAGGAAAUAUCUCUGCUCACUCCGGCGAUGGACGGCGGUGAUUCCACACCGGAGAUCACCGCAUCGUGUCUUCUGAGAUCUCACGAACCCCCCGUAACUACGGCGUCAACGACACCGAUAAGACAAUCGCCUUCGGCGACGAUGACGUCGGAUUGCGGUAUGCUGGCGGGCGGGGAAUUAACCGCCCUGAAACAUGAGAUCCAACUCCUCAGGGAGCGACUCGAACAACAGGGACAACAAACCAGAGCUGCCGUGGCACACGCUCGACUCCUCCAGGAUCAAUUAGCCGCCGAAACCGCCGCCAGAGUCGAAGCUCAGACGAGGACGCAUCAGCUUUUGGUACAGAACAAGGAACUCCUGGAGCACAUCGGUGCCCUGGUAGGUCAUCUCAGGGAACAGGAACGGUCCGGUUCCGGUCACGUUACCACAGCCCCCCAGGGACCACCUGGUCCUCCAAUGUCGGCGACGACCACUGUCCCCGACCUUUCGACCCUCGGCCAGCCUUCUCAGCGGGCCGGGGCGCCGAGUUCACCUUGGGAGUUGGAGCCGCCUUCGUUCGCAUUUUAUUCCUACCCACCGGACUCUGUCUACACUCCGACGCCGGGUAACGUCUUGGGUAGCCAAGGAUUGAACGCCUCGAACGACCAACUGCAUUUCCAGGCCCAGUUGCUCGAACGCCUCCACAAUCUCGCACCCUAUCAAUCUCAAGCCCAGCAAAGGUCGCCGUACGCUACACCAUCGCCUUACCCCAUGGGCACCGGUCUUCUUUUACCCCCUACGAGCAACAACAGAUCUUCGGGCUCGGCGCAAGCUUCUCCGAUCUCUACGUCGCUGAGAGUCUCGCAGCCAAACAGUUUCUCCCCGUCGCCGGUGACGCCGCACGGAACAGAAAAUUACAACACGUCCUCGAGUCUGGAGAGCAACAGCGAAGACCAGCAGCAGCAGCAUCAGCAGCAGCAACAACAUCAUCAUCGGGCAGCUUUUAUCAAACCACUUCCGCAGGGACAGAUGACUCACAGUGUCCAAAGCCUCCUGGCUGGCGAUAUUGACUCGCCGAGGCUCAGGACGAACCACGUUGACGAUGUUCCCCCCGUUGUACUCGAUCCUCCGCCCCAGGGGAGACGAUCCGCGGGGAUCGACAACCGCGGCAACGAUCCACCACCGACGACGAGCGAUAAGAAUUCGUACGUCGGCACUCUGAGGGCCAAAAAAAAUCACCCGGAUACCGGGGGACGCGGUAACACCGCCGCCGUAAGACCCAACGACGGUCAAAAACAUUUGGUACACUUUUUAGGGGCCUCCGGACCACCACCGUCCAGAACAACGAGCGCGAGACUUCCGUCGAGGAGCGAACUCAUGACGGAAGUCCAAAGGACUACCUGGGCCCGCCAUACGACUAAGUAACUUGAUUUAUUUUUUCAGUUUUUUUUUUUAUUCACUUGGUUUUUUAAUUUUUUCUUUUUGUCAUCGUUACCUGUCAACGGGCUACUUUUGCGAGGGAUCAAUGGAUAUGAGCGAUUGAAAUUUUAAUUUGAGAGAGUGCAGGUGAAUUCUGUAUUUUGCUUAAUCGGAUAUAGAUUGUUGUAAUAUACAAUGUGAAAUUGAGAGACAAGUCUUUGGAGCUUAGCAAUGAGCGAUCGAAUUGUUGAGGUACUCCCAAUACAGUAGCGUUUAAGAUUAUAGUAAAUUAGACGUACCAUAUCACGCAGAUAUAAUGUAGCGAAAAAUUUGGAGAAAUAUAUUGGAGAUGAUAUAUUUUUCGUUCAAAUUUAUCCGAUAGGUCACAACAAUAGAAGAGAUGACUAUAUUAAUAAUUAACAUAUCAUAAAUUUAUUCGAGUUAUUAAAAAUUCGGCAGCAGGGCAAAAAGUAAAUAGAUGAAAUAAAGUAUUUGCCAAAUGAUCCCGAGAACCGCGGCGCAUUAAAUGGCUAAAAUAUUCUCAAGGGUGAAACGGAUCAGCUUCGGUUGGAUAAAAUUUAUCCAAAGUGACUUUAUUUUUAAGAAAUAAUCACACAAGUAUUAAGAAUAUAAUCAUUCUACGCCCGGCCGCACCCUUUUCGGUCCUCGUUAGUCACGAAUUAUCGCUCGUAAGCGUAAAACACCUCGGUGCGUAUCUGGGAUGAACAAAUCACCAAAAAAAGUAGCAGCUCAUCGAUACCUCAAAAC
Athalia rosae (coleseed sawfly) is the source of this 4005-nucleotide messenger RNA. Its product is annotated as carboxyl-terminal PDZ ligand of neuronal nitric oxide synthase protein. The transcript has 12 exons. Gene Ontology annotation, molecular function: nitric-oxide synthase binding. Bases 1201 to 3243 code for a protein of 680 amino acids. The record is from RefSeq and is a predicted model, not a curated record. NCBI's taxonomy places the organism in Eukaryota, Metazoa, Arthropoda, Insecta, Hymenoptera, Athaliidae.